AUCGAAUUCCAUCGAUUGACUAAAGACAGCGCAAACACAAAAGUAAAAGUAGUUUAUUAAUUUGCAAAGUCUUGUAAGAGUUGUGUGUGCCACGCUUACAAAAUAGCAACAAAAAUUCAUACCGCCUUCAAGCUGUUUAAUUUACCGCAAAUUUAUAAGCACACUACGGCUGACUCGAGUCGUCCAAGCAGCAGCAGCAGCAGAAUGACAGUGCAUGAGUUUAAAGUGGAAAUGACGUGUGGCGGCUGUGCCAGUGCAGUGGAGCGAGUCUUGGGCAAAUUGGGUGAUAAGGUGGAAAAAGUAAACGUCAAUCUGGAUGAAAAAACAGUAAGCGUCACCUCAAACUUAUCGUCCGACGAACUGUUGGAACAGCUGCGCAAGACUGGCAAAACAGUUUCAUAUGUUGGUGUGAAGAAAUGAGACGAGUUUCUCAGCAAGUUUCAGAAAUACGGCAAACUGAAACUUGAAGUCUAAUGAAAUGAAUUGCCGCAUGGAUAUAGUGAUUGCCGUUGGCUUUUGUUGUGAAACAUCCACAACGAAUCAUUCGAAACACAGCGUGAUGCAUACGUUCAAUGAGAUGGAAUAUUUAGUCAGAAGAAAUAUAUACAUUUAACUUAUUCAAGAGUUAAUAUAAGCAACUUAUCUACAAAGUUUGCAUAUGAAUUUUGCUUAAACUCCAAAUUUUAAGUAGUGGAACAAUAAAUUGUAGCAGCUCAAGCAGAAAGUAUUUAUAUUCAAAUAAAAACAAAGAGUUAUACGCCCCAUAGAUGCAGAAUUUAAAAAAUUCAAUUUAUAAAAAUUAAGUAGAGAAUGCAAUUAUUGACAUAUUUGCACUAAUCAAAUAUUUAGAAAUAUUUUAAAUAUUUCCAAUGUAGUUCAGCUAAUCAAUAAAAACAGACAAAUAUGCCAAUUAAAUUCUUAUGAUAUACCAUAUUUACGUACAUAAUUAUAAUACAAAUUUUAACAUAUUGCAAAUUUUAAGA
This is a messenger RNA of Drosophila novamexicana, 983 nucleotides long. RefSeq names its product copper transport protein ATOX1 (gene Atox1). NCBI's taxonomy places the organism in Eukaryota, Metazoa, Arthropoda, Insecta, Diptera, Drosophilidae. Gene Ontology annotation, biological process: copper ion transport. The record is from RefSeq and is a predicted model, not a curated record. Bases 205 to 420 code for a protein of 71 amino acids. The transcript is spliced from 3 exons. Gene Ontology annotation, molecular function: metal ion binding; copper chaperone activity. Gene Ontology annotation, cellular component: cytosol.